CCAUUUCAGUGUCUGUUUUUAGCUCUCACUUCUUCUUCACAUUUGGGGGACUCAACUCAGACUCAGACCCAGAUCAUCGUUAGUUCUCUCUCUUACCCUCGAGCUCUACUAGUGAAGAAGCUCUAUUCUUCUUAUGGCGGCAAAGGGAAAAAAAAUCAGUAAAAGGAAAUGAAGAUAUCAAACCCAAGUCAUCAUUACUCCUCAUCAGAAAAAAUCCCAGUAAGAUUAUUAUCUUCUUCAAAAAAUGCUUCUCCAGAUUCGGAUCUUCAUCAAGGGAUAACGAAAAAUAAAUUACUUGGUAGAAAGAAAAUUAGAAACCCUGGUUUUAAUGUAAAGUUAAAGAAAGAUGUUGGUAAUGGUAAAAGAAGUGGACCUGCUACUCCUCUUCUAAGUUGGAAGUUUAAUGAUAAAAAAAAUGUGGAAGAAGAUAAUGAUACUAAUAAAGGGGAUGCUAAUUUAAGUAAGAGAUGUAGAAGAAAAGUCAAGAGUAAUGGUGGUGGUGGAACAGAGAGAGAUUCUUCAGUUUCUGCUAGAAAACUUGCUGCUGGUUUGUUAUGGCAGUUGGAAGAUGUUCAUGGUGGUCAAAGACGAGUUACGCCCAAGAAAUCUUCUGAUCAUUUAGAGUUUGAGGGGGGUGUUGCACAUUUACCAUUUCAUUGUCAUGGUGAUGCUCGUAGUAGAGAAUUUGGUGCAGAAAAGGAGGAUUUGCUACAAAGUAAUGUUUCUUUCUGUGGUCCAAAGAAUGGAUACCUUUACAAGGUUAAUCCUUCUAUGUCACUGAAGAAUUCUGUGAUGGAGCGGGCAACUAAAUGGGACCCUGGGUACUCAAAAACAUCGGACGAGGUAUACCGAUUUUAUGGCCAAAUGAAGCUUUUGGAAGACCAGCAGAUUGCUAAUGUCUCGGUGGUUUCUACCCUGCAAGCAGAACUUGAGCAGGCGCGAACCCGCAUUGAUGAGCUUGAGAAUGAGCGCCGAUCCUCAAAGAAGAAGCUGGAGCAUUUCUUGAGGAAACUUGCGGAUGAAAAGGCUGCUUGGCGGAGCAGAGAGUAUGAGAAGGUGAGGGCAAUAAUCGAUGAUGUCAAGGGUGAGUUAAACAGAGAGAGGAAAAAUCGUCAGAGGAUGGAACUAGUGAACUCUAAGUUGGUCGGUGAGCUUGCUGAGGUCAAGUUAUCUGCAAAAAGGUAUAUGCAAGACUACGAAAAAGAGAGAAAAUCUAGAGAGCUCAUGGAGGAAGUGUGUGAUGAGCUUGCGAAAGAAAUUGGAGAAGACAAGGCUGAAGUAGAGGCGCUGAAGAGGGAUUCCAUGAAAAUUCGUGAAGAAGUUGAUGAAGAGAGGAAGAUGUUGCAGAUGGCUGAGGUAUGGCGUGAAGAGCGAGUCCAGAUGAAGCUUGUUGAUGCAAAGCUGACUCUUGAAGAUAAGUAUUCCCAGUUGAGUAAGCUUAUAUUAGAUCUUGAUGCCUUUCUAAGAAUGAGAUGCACAACGCUAGAUGUUAUGGAAAUGAGAGAAGCCGAGUUGCUCCGAGGGGCAGCUAGUAAUGUAAAAAUUCAAGAUACAAAAUUCUCUUAUGAGCCUCCAAAGUCAGAUGACAUCUUCUCUAUUUUUGAGGAGCUUCAAGGUGAAAUUAUGGAGAAGGAAAUCGGACCAUGUCAGGGUUACUCUCCUGCAAGCCAUAUCCACACCAUGAGUCCUGAUGCCAAUGGGUAUAGCAGAAAAUCUAUGUCAAAGUAUUCCAAUGGCUCUAUAGAUGAAAAUGGGGAAGUGGAAGAAGAAGAUGAUGAUGGAAGUGGUUGGGAAACUGUAAGUCAAGCUGACGAGCUAGGUUCAAGUUAUUCACAGGAAGGAACUGACCCAUCAGUUAACAAAAUCAGAAGGAAAAGUAAUGUUUCAGCUGGAGGAAAAGAAUGGGAGGACAAUGCAGGAAGGGAGACACCGGAUACUGAAAUCAGUGAAAUAAGCUCGGGUUCUGCCAGGCGAUCUAUUAAGAAGAAAGGUUCAUCUAUAGCUAGGAUUUGGAGAUCAUUGCCAACUAACGGUGAUAAUUGCAAGACAAUCUCAGUAGAUGGGACGAAUGGAAGGCUUUCAAAUGGAAGAAUCUCUAAUGUGGGAACCAUUUCUCCAGACCAUGGAUCAGGCAAAGGUGGGCUUAGCCCCCGUAGUUCGAUUGGACACUGGAGCUCUCCUGAUUCUGCAAAUCCACAUGUUACUCGAGGGAUGAAAGGAUGCAUUGAGUGGCCAUUGGGCAACCAGAAAAACAGUUUGAAGGCAAAGCUUUUGGAAGCAAGGAUGGAAAGCCAGAAAAUUCAAUUGCGUCAGGUUCUUAAACAGAAGAUCUAAGUUUGUAGUAGUCCCAUUGUAAAAUUGUCAAUCCAAGAAUUACAAUUCAGCACUAGAUGAAGCUUGGAAAAUGGUGGAAAGGAUUUCCUCCCUGAGUAUAAGUGUAAUGUAACGUUAUAACUGUGAAAUAGUGGCUGACGUACCUGAAGACCAGUUGAUGUGAUCUAGCAGGUUUUGUUUAGCUGCUAUUCCCAUUUUGUUCUUAAGAGUUUCUCUUCGUGCAUGUCUGCUAAUACCUUACAAAUUAUGUAAUCUAUUUGCUCAGCUAGUUAGGGUUAUUUGAUAAAACUGCUUAGAUAUUUAGCGGCAUCCACCAGGAGAGGGUUAGGAAAUUGGAUGAUAAAUCUUUGUAUUGUACCAUUUUAUGCAUAUCUAAUAGUAAAAGGAAAUUUGUUUA
Messenger RNA from Papaver somniferum (opium poppy), 2731 nucleotides. RefSeq lists its product as uncharacterized. Bases 169 to 2334 code for a protein of 721 amino acids. NCBI's taxonomy places the organism in Eukaryota, Viridiplantae, Streptophyta, Magnoliopsida, Ranunculales, Papaveraceae. The transcript has 3 exons. The record is from RefSeq and is a predicted model, not a curated record.